CGAAGCUGCACUAGGAGUGAGUGUGAUCACCUGAGACCAGGAAGAGUAGGGGGUGAUAAACAUAGACCUAUUUACUUUUAACCAUUUGAGGGGGCUUGCGCACGCAAGGAAUCAGUCGGAGUCUCCCCUCUCUGCUGUGACCCCUUUUCAUUUCCUCUGCCCAGAGUGUUGCACCUAAUUUCACAACAAUGUUCAAGAAACUAAAGCAAAAGAUCACAGAGGAGCAAUCCCCAGCAAGAGGUACCCCCAGUCCCCAGCAGCAGGGCCUGCCAAGAACAGCUCCAACAGGCAACAGGAGCCGGACCUCCUCAAUAACAGAGCAGCAGGAUGAUACCACAGCCGCUCCUGACAAAGAGCUGCUGGCCGGGAUGAUAGCAGAGCCUGCUUUACUGUCUGAGUACACUAUCUUUGCUUUGGACCAUACCAAACGGUCCAAACCACAGGGUAACAGUGUGAAUGCAGCAACACUGGCAGGUGCUAGGUCAUCAGACAACAUCAAUGGAAACGAUGCUUCAUCCAGUCAGAAAGGGGAUUCUCAGUCUUUUGCACAAAAACUCCAGCUUCGGGUACCUUCUAUGGAGUCCUUAUUCAGGAGCCCUGUCAAAGAGUCCUUGUUUCGCUCACCAUCAAAAGAGUCACUAGUGCGUAGUGGAUCUCGUGAAUCCUUGAACCGAAUAGAUACCGACAGCUCAGGACCUGUGUUUGAUCCUUCUUCUGAUAUUGAAAGUGAAGCAGAGGAAUCUUCUAGUAACAUGGAGGGUCUCAGCAAAGAGCAACUUUUUCAUCGGUUGCGUAGGAUGGAGAGGAGCCUGGGCAACUACAGAGGGAAAUAUUCUGAGCUUGUCACUGCAUAUAGAACAAUGCAGAGGGACAAAGAAAAGCUACAGUCAAUCUUGAGCCAAAGCCAGGACAAAGCAUUAAGGAGAAUUGGAGAGCUGCGAGAGGAGCUUCAAAUGGACCAACAGGCCAAGAAACAUUUACAGGAAGAGUUUGAUGCAUCUUUAGAAGAGAAAGAUCAGCUAAUCAGCGUAUUACAAACUCAGGUGACAUUACUUAAGCAACGACUUGGAAAUAGCCCAGCUGUCUCUGACGUUCCUGAAACAAAUGCUGAUGCUCAGAGUCCUGGGCAGGAAAUGGCUGUGGACAGUACUUCAGGUGCAGAUGGUGGAGAUGCCAAUGCUUUCAAAACAGUAGAAGCUCUUCAAGUGAGAGUAAAGCGCCAGGAGAACCUUCUGCACAGGUGCAAAGAAACUAUACGAUUGCACAAGGAGCGGUCUGUUCAGCUCACUAGCGAGAAAGAUGCUCUUCAAAACCAAUUGGAUGAGCGGCUCCAGGAACUUGAAAAAGUCAAGGAACUUCACACUAGUGAGAAGACCAAGCUGAUUACCCAGCUGCGUGAUGCUAAGAAUUUGGUGGAACAGCUUGAACAAGAUAAGGGCAUGGUCAUUGCAGAAACAAAACGACAAAUGCAUGAGACCAUGGAGUUGAAGGAAGAGGAGGUUUCUCAGCUUCGGAAGCGGGUCAAGCAGUUAACUGCACAGUGCGAGGAACUUCAGGAGCUGAAAGAGAAAUCUGAGAAAUCUGCUUUUGAAGAACUUGAAAAAGCUUUUGGUGCAUCCCUAAAGACAGAAGAGGUUCGCAAAAAGGGGAAAUUGGAGAUGGAGGAGCAGAUAAAAGCCAUAGAACAAGCCAGCGAAGAGGAGCGUGUGAACCUUCAGAAGGAGCUGAGUCGCGUGAAGCAAGAGGUGGUUGAUAUCAUGAAGAAAUCCUGUGACAAUCGCAUUGCCGAGAUGGAGAAGUCACAAACAGAGGCCUUAUUGCAGAAAGAGCAAGAGCUAACUGAAAGGCUGAGAAUCCAGGAACAAGAGUUUGAAGAAAAACUAAAGGCAGCUCUUGCAAAUAGUCAAGAGAAGUAUUUAAAUACCACUCAAGAAAAAGAACAGCAGGCUUUGCUGGCAUUGGAAGAGCUGGAGUUGCAGAAAAAAGCCAUUCAGUCCCAGACUAUGAACCAGCUUCAGGAAAUGCAGCAAGAAGUGGAGACGUAUAGAACAAGGAUUCUUGAACUGGAAAGUACGCUUGCUAAAUAUUCCCAAGACAGCCAAAGUACAUCUGAAGAAAUAGCUGCUCGAAUUGAAUCCGAGACAAAUAAGCACAAUGCAGAAAUCACUUCACUCACUGAGAAACACAAGGCUGAACUUGAAACGAUUAGUCAGGAACAGGAAAAAAUCUGUUCAGAUAAGCUAGAGCUUCUGAAACAAGAGCAUAUUGUUAACAUUACAGAAUUAAAGGAGAAGCUUCUGCAAGAACAUGACACGCAACUAAAGGAAAAGGAGCGACUGUUUCAGGCUCAUAUUGAAGAAAUGAAUGAAAAGACGCUGGAAAAGUUAGAUGUUAAGCAAACUGAGUUAGAAGCACUUUCAACUGAACUUUCUGAGGCUUUAAAAACACGACAAGAGAUUGAGCAAAAGCUUCUAACAAGUGAGGGUGAGAUUUAUCAAAUUAAGCAGGAAUAUGAGACUCAGCUGAAUGAUAUAAAGGAACAACACAAAGAACGAAUUGGUGCUAUGGAAAAAGAAAGGGAGAUUCUUACUCAGGGGGUUGAAAAGGAUCUCAAGGAAGAAAUAAACCACCUGAAGCUUCUGCUGGAUGGAAAGGAGAAAGAACUGGAAGACUUGAGGAUGGAAAAGCAAAAGCUGAAGGAAGCUGUUGAGAAGGUUGAAGUUGUCCUCAAAGAUGUAACAGCUCAGUUGGAACAAGUGCACCAAUCGAACCGGGAAAAAGCAGAGGCUUAUGAAAUAGAGGUCUCUGAGCUGCAGGAGAAGAUAUUACAUAUAACAGAAGAAAGAGACCGUCUGAAAGAACUGGUAGAUGCAGCAGAAUCACAGCUAAAUAGUGCUCAUACAGAGCUUGAUUCCUAUAAAGUAGAGAGAGAGAACUUAACCUUGAAAAUGGAAGAGCAAAACACAAGCAUGACUGAAAAAUUUAACUCUCUGGUACUUCAGUCAGACACACAAACUAAAGAAUUGAGAGUCCAAAUUGAAGAAUUGAACUCAACUGUUAUAGAGAAAGAAAAGGAAAUGGUUAAACUGAAAGAGACUCAUAGUCAACUUAUUUCAAACCUUAACCAAAAUUUGACUGACAAAGAUGAAAAAUUACGUUCUCUAAACGAAGAAUAUCAAACAAAAACUAAGGGCCAAGAAAGCAAACUUGAGAAAAUGAAGCAAAGAAUAAAAGACAUGCAAGAAUCAUCCAAGAAGAAAUAUUCUGAGAUGGAAAGCAAACUUAAAAAGGAACUAGAAAAAAAGCAACUCGAGAUUAGUAACAAAGAAAAGCAGUUUAAUGAAAAGAUGCUUGAGAUGGCCCAUGCUAGUUCCUCCGGGAUAAAUGAAGCUUUAUCUCAACUGGAGCAGAACCAUAAGGAUCAAAUACAGAAUAUUACAGAGGCUCAUGAGCGAGAACUUGAAGAAACUGCAGAGGCUUGGGGAAAAAAACUAAAUCAGAAAAUUGAAGACCAGAAAGAGAAACAUGAGUUGGAACUUCAGGAAAAAGAUCAAGAAGUAGCUGAAGUAAAUCAGCUGUUAUCACACAUAAGCAAAGAAAAGGAAGUGAUGGACCAACAAAUAACGGCGUUAAAAGAAGCAAAAAGUAAGAUCGAUACUGCUUACCAUGAGUUGCAGGAGCAAUUAAGCCAGGCAUCUUCUCAGGUGCUAUCUUUGUCACAGAGUGAAAGUAUCCUAAAAUCACAACUUGAAAAAUUGGAGAGUGAUUGUACUAGGUUAAUAGAAGAUAAGGCAUUUUUUGAAGAUCAGCUUGGCAACCUCAAGAUAUUGUCAGAAGAGGAUAAGAGCAAAAUUAGUGAUUUAAUGAACAAGUUACAAUCUGCUGAAGAAAAAUGUCAAGAGAUUGAGUAUUCACUCCAUAAAGAGCGAGCAGAGUUUGAGAACAAAUUACAGAUUAAGCUUUCUGAAAAAGAAAUUAAAUAUCAACUCAUAGAGGAGCAAGUACAGAAACUAGAGUCUUGCUUCAAAGAAAUUGAUAGGAUCUUUGACUCUACCACUAAUGGACUAAUAGAAAAAUAUAACAAUCACAUGAAUACAUUAAUUUCCAGAAUUGCUCAUUGUGAAAAAAACACAUUUAAAUUAAAGGAACCCAUUUCAAGACAUGUGAGCAAAGUUCAUGAAUUAGAAGCACAACUCAUACAAGUAACUAAAGAUCAUGCUUCAUUAAAUAGUUCUUUCAAUCAAGCCACUCAACAUUUACAAGAAAAAGAGAAUGUGAUUGUAUCCCUUAAAGAUGAACUCCAAGGUUUAACAAUUGAAAAGGAAACCUUACAAAGAGAAGGUGGCAAUCAGCAAAGAGACGCAGAUGAAAAAGAGAGUUGCAUCACUCAGUUGAAGAAAGAGUUGUCCGACAAUAUUAAUACCGUCACUUCUCUGACAACAUCACUUAAAGAAAAAGAUUCAGAGAUGUCUUCUCUGUAUUCUCAAAUAAAUGAACUUAAGUUAAAGCUUGAAAAUAGUGUGGACUUAGCAGAAAAAGAAAAAGCCAUAGCUUUCCUGAGCACCCAACAAAAGGACAGUGAGCAACAACUAUUAAACCAAAUACAAGAUUUAACCUCCAAAAUUGAUGCAUUAAACAAAGAGAAAACAUCUGCUCUAAAUGAGGCAGAUAAACUGAAAAAUAAGUUGGAGGAGUGGAAGAAAAAGGCAGAAGUCAAAUUUACACAGAACCACAAAACUGUCAAGGACUUGCAGGAAAAGGUUGAAAUUAGCAAUAAAGAAAUUUCAGAAAGAAAUGAGAAACUUAAGAGAAUCACAGAAGAGUUUGAACGCUUUCGAAAUAACAUGGAACAAGGACAGGCAAUGAGGGAAAGCAAAGAAUUUGAUUUAACCACGCAGUUAGAUGGCCAGAAAGCUAAAACUGUGGAAUUAGAGGAACAGUUAAACAAAUUAGUUUCUGAAAACAAAGGUUUAGCAGAGGAACUGGAAAGGCAAAGUCAACAAUAUGUUAUAGAAAGGAAGGAUCUAGUUGAAGAACUUCAGCAUGUCCAGAAUGCUGUGCUAGUAAAAAGCAGUUGUUCCAUGGAAGCAGAACAAAAAGUUGUGAAACUUGAAAAAGAAAUUGACGACUUAAGGAAGGAGCUUGAUGCAAAACAAAUUAUGUUUGAGCAGGUAAAAAAUGAUCAUUGUGAAAGUAAAGAAAAAGAGCUGAAAGCACUGGAAGAACGUCUCACUGCAGAAAGUUUGAACAAAUUGUCUGAUUUAAAGAAAAAGGCAGAGCAGAAGAUUGCUUCUGUUAAGAAGCAAUUUAUGUCUCAGUUGGAAGAGAAAGACCAAUCCAAAAAAGAUCUUGAAAGUAAAUUGAAUGAAUUGCGAGAUUUGAUGCAGAAUGAAGGACAAGCAAUGAAAGAAGGAUUUCAAGAGGGCAUGAAAGAGCACGAGAUGAAAUAUACAUUGCUGCUUGAACAGAACAAAAAUAGAGAAGCUGAUUUAGCAAAGAUGGAAGAAGAGCUAAAAUCUAAGGAUCAGAAAGUUCUUGAGUUAGAAGAAGCUCUUGAAGAUGUUAAGAAACGACUUAAUGAAAGUGAACAGUACAUUGUGAAGAAGGAUUUGGAAUUGGCAAGUAAGCAGGAGUCAGAGAAACUGGAAAUUGAAGAGCUGAAUUCCAAACAUGAGACUAUUUUAAGUGCUCUUCAUGAGCAGUUGACUGCUAAAGAUGAAGAGAUUAAGGCUUUUAAGGAAAAAGAUGAAGAAAAAGUCAGGUCCUAUGAAGAACUGCAAAUGCAGUUUGAUGAAAUUCAGUCUCAGGAGAAAGCACUGCAGUUAAAACUGGAAGAAGUAGAAGCUGAAAAACUUAAAUUUCGCAAAGAAGUGGUCAAACUACAGAAGGACAUGCGCUCUUUACGGAAAGAGCAAAAUCAAGAGUUAGAUUUAGUAAAGAAAGAACUUUCCGAUGAAGCUGAGCAAAGAAUUAAACAUGAACAGGAAGACAUGGAAUUAAAGCACAACUCCACUUUGAAACAACUAAUGAGGGAAUUCAACACACAGUUGGCACAAAAGGAGCGGGAGAUUGAAACAGCUGUUCAGGAGACGAUCAGUAAAGCUCAAGAGGUUGAGGCAGAGUUGAUGCAAACACACCAAAUAGCAGCAACACAGCUGCAUAAAAAGAUUGCAGAAAAAGAGGAUGACCUAAAGAGAACUGUUAAAAAAUAUGAAGAAAUUCUGGAGACUCGGGAAGAGGAAAUGACUGCAAAAGUUACAGAUUUGCAGGAACAAGUCAACAGACUGCAAGAAGAGCUGUCACAAAAGCAAGAGGAACUGUCACAAAUGCAAGAGGAGAAACAAGUGGAAAACGGAGAGGAUACUGUAUCUGAGCUUCAGACACAGCUAGCGAAGAAAACGACACAACUAAAUGGUGCCAUAUUGAAUGAACAGGAGCUUAAAGAGAAGAUUAAUACCUUAGAAGACCAACUGAACCGGUAUACACAAAGUGUGUUUGUAACUCCUAUGGGCACUCCGUAUAGAGAUGUGAAUCACCGGCACGCUGAUGUUUCUGUUUCUGUUUUCGGUGAGCCCACUGAAUUUGAAUACUUAAGAAAAGUGAUGUUCGAAUACAUGAUGGGACGUGAAACAAAGACAAUGGCAAAAGUAAUAACUACAGUGCUGAGGUUCCCAGCUGACCAGGCAGAAAAGAUUUUAGAGAGGGAAGACUCCCGGCCUUUGUCUUGGCUUCGACCUUCAACCUGAAGACCAUUUCCGAGUCAUUUUGAAGAUACUGCGUAAUUUAGCUGUAAAUGUAAUCAAUAUCUUCCAAAAACAGAUUCUGUGAAUUGCGACUCAUAUCUGUUUAACAAGUUCUACAAUCAAGCACUCUGACCAUUAAUGGCCUUGACAUGAGCUGAUGCCACAUGGUGACAUCUUUACAUAAACACGAUUAAUUUCCUUUCCUUUUCUUCCUGUUUUCUUAAAUAUGUCAACUGAUUAUUUAUUUAACGAUACAUGCAUACUAUGGUGAUAACUAAACAAUGUAUUAAAUCCAAACUGCUAAACUUAUUGUGUUACUAGCUAAACAGUGAAGGCUUGUAAAGGAUGGUGAUACGAAAAAUAAUUUGCUUGCUUAAAGGGACAUUAAAUUCAUAUUUAUAUAAACAUAGAAUGCAUCAACAGUUAGAUAAUACAUUCUAAAUUAUCUGCAUACAAAAUAAAUGUGUUAAAAAUGAUUAAAACUUUAAUUUUAUUAGCAAUAUUUGUAUCGUUCUGCUAUCUGAGGAUAUAUUCCUUAAUAAAACUAUUAUUAUAUUAUCACCUAUGCUGUGGCUAGUUAGGGAUAUAUAUAUAUAUAUAUAUAUAUAUAUAUAUAUAUAUACAAUCUAAUGAUUAAGCAAUUACUGUGUAGAUCGUUGCAGGAUUACAUUUCAUCCACUCUAUUAAAAAAAAAAAAAGUAAAUAAGGCAAAACGGAUAAUGAAUGAGCAUUGCAGCUUACUGUUGAUAAUUCAAACAUUUCUAAGAUUCAGUUUUGAGUAUAAUGUCCCUUUAAGCAGGCAUUGAUAGAGCAUGCAAUGUUAAACGACUUUCUAAUUUACUUCUAUUAUCAAUUUUUAUUCGUUCUCUUGUCAUCUUUAUUUGAAAAAGCAGGAAUCUAAGCUUAGCAGCUGGCCCACGUUUGGUUUAGGACCAUGGAUAGCACUUGCUGAUUGGUGGCCAAACAAAAAAUCAGCCGGCUCUUAAAGAACAAAGCUAAAUUGAUAAUAGGAGUAAAUUAGAAAGUUGCUUAAUAUUGCAUGUUCUAUCUGAAUGGUGAAAUAAAAAAAUUGGGCUUAGUGUCCCGUUAGGACUAAAGUUCAUAACUAAAAAAGCAAUGGGCAGAGAAUAGGAUACCAAUGAAUGCAUCUGUAUCUCCCAUGAGCUAGUGCUGUAGAUACAGCUAGUCUAUUGAGAUUUUUCUGUGUAUAAGAACACGUUUAAAGAUGAAUAGAUUCUAGUAAUCAUAUAUUAUCCUGCAGUACUAGCAUAGGAUGGAAGUACUUGAUUACCCUAGGUUCCACCAUUGGUAGGAGGAAUACUUGCCUCACAUUAUUGCACUUUACAUAUCACAAUGCAACUGAACUGAAUAGAUACGGUUGAGCUGUGGGUUGCCUGCACUGCAAGAUAAUUUUAUGUUUUCUAGACUUCAAAUUAAUUUAUUUUGUGUAAAAAAAUAUUGAUCUUUCAAGUAGGCUCUUAAAACAAAUGAAUGAUAGAAAAAUUGACAAUGUAUUGUCCUUUUGAAGUCACCUUUUUAGCAUGACAAGACCACUUUUAAAAGCUGCUACACUUUCCCCUAAAAUAGCUGGAUUUAAAGGGACGUUUAACAGAAUAGUUACUUCUCACUAGUGUUUUUGCUCCUUUGUCUGCAGCUUUGUUCGGAGCUAAUCUGUUAGGUUAACCCUUUACAGAUGCAGGUUGGUGAAGCUCUGCAGUUCUUGGACCCUGUGACAGAAGUGAUGAAAAUUCACAGAUUGGUAAAUGUACUGUGGAGUACACUGAAUGUUACAUGUCAGGUGGUAUUAUGGAGUAGGCAGGAGAGGCAGAGUAAAACUUUGUAAUAUUAUAAUAUUUUCUGUUAUACAAAGCACAAAUUUAUUACAUAAUUUAACAUAAAUGUAUUUAAUGAUAUGUUGUGCAAUAAAUAUUGAAGCAUUUUAGUAAUAGCUUAUUUUAGCUCAGAGGGACAAUCUACUCAAGAAUUUGUAUUGUUUAAAAAGAAAGAUAAUCCCUUUAUUACCCAUUCCACAGUUUUGCAUUACCAACAUGGUUAUAUUAAUAUACUCUGUACCUCUGUGAUUACCUUGUAUCUAAGCCUCUGCAGACUGUCUCCUUAUUUUAGUUCUUUUGACAGACUUGCAUUUUAGCCAAUUAGUGGUGACUCCUAGGUAACUCCAUGGUAGUGAGCACAAUGUUAUCAAUAUGGCACACAAGAACUAGCACUGUCUAGCUGUGAAAAACUGUCAAAAUGCACUAAGAUAAGAGGCGUAGCCUUCAAGGACUUAGAAAUUAGCAUAUGAGACUACCUAGGUUUAGCUUUCAACAAAGAUUACCAAGAGAACAAAGCAAAGUUAAUGAUAAAAGUAAAUUAGAAAGUUGUUUAAAAUUACAUGCCCUAUCUGAAUCAUGAAAGUUUAAUUUUGACUUGAGUGUCCCUUUAAUAUCAGCCUUGUGAUGUGCCUAUUAAAAAAGUCCUUGGAAGGAGACUGACAUUGAUAAUAUUGCUGUUUUUUUUCACACCUGUAAUGUGCGCCUUAGGAUAGCACUCACAAUACUGUGUGGGAAGUUUAUAGCUUUGAAGUUUUAUACACAGUUUGAAAUGUAUUUAAUAUAGAACAACAUAACGACUGCAAAAAUGAAAAACUCCCAUUCUGUGUUAUGCACUCUUAACCACAGUGCGGCUGUCAAAAAGUCAACAUCGUCACUGAUCUGUGAAUCCACUUUUGUCAUAGAGUGCAAGAAUACCUAAGCUCUAAGAUGGUGGCACCCAGUAUCAUUAACCCUUUAAAGAGAAGCGACAUACUCUGUAGGUCGCCGGUCUUUCUAUUGGGGGUGUGAUUUUAGCCCAAUCUUGCCGCUAGCAGCGAGACCAUGCUAUUUUAACAAGCCUGCAGGAGGGAGGGAAGGUCCAAUAGCGCAGUCUUGCUGCUCGUGGCAAGACUCGCGCUAUAGCAACCAGGCAAACCCUUAACGACCGGCAAUGUACAGGGUACAUGUCGGUCAUUCAGCGGUUAACUUUAUACUCGGCACCAGUUAGGGGUUAUCAAAUAACCGCUUUAAAGAGAGCAAUAACAAUAGCGAGGUUAGUAGUAUCUAUGCUAUUGUAGCAGUGCCCAGCAGUUCAAUGUCCCUUUAUAACAACACUUCAGAACGAUGCAUAAAUAUGUUCCUACAGUCACCGUGUAAUAGAGGACAACACAAUCCUGUUAUGUAAUGGCAUGCUAUAACUAAGUGUUUUAUAGCUGUUCUUAAUAUGCAAGUGUCUGACCUCUGUACUGUGGUCAGAUUCAUAACAUUUAUAAUCAUAUACAUAUUUCAUAAAGACUGAACCAUUUAUUAAAUUUCAGCUACUUUUUAUGUUUUUGAUCAUUUUGUUUGAAAGAAUUGUGCAAUACUUUAAUGGAGGGUAAUUUGGGGUUUAUUAUAACAUAUUUAAUUAUUUUGUGACUUAGUUGAAUUAUUUUAUUCUGCGUUAUCUGUGGUUGAUUUUGUUCGCUAUGGGCCAGUUCUUCUAUGCUUUCAUCUAUGAUGAAGAUCUAAACCUGGAGUACCUCAUUGGUCUUCUAGCUUUUUGUACUUAUUUUCAUUGAUUAAAUAUACUACUGUAUAUUGUAAAUAGUUUACAUAACUGUAUCAUAAUACUGUUUUGUGGCGGUUUCAAUGUAAAUCCUGGUAAGUGGAAAGGUAAAUAAAGUUUUAUUCACAAAACAA
Bombina bombina (fire-bellied toad) is the source of this 10456-nucleotide messenger RNA. It is a transcript of the gene GOLGA4, whose product is annotated as golgin A4. The transcript has 26 exons. Gene Ontology annotation, biological process: Golgi vesicle transport. The record is from RefSeq and is a predicted model, not a curated record. Lineage: Eukaryota; Metazoa; Chordata; Amphibia; Anura; Bombinatoridae. Gene Ontology annotation, cellular component: Golgi apparatus. Gene Ontology annotation, molecular function: small GTPase binding. Bases 189 to 6746 code for a protein of 2185 amino acids.